Molecule: messenger RNA, 1137 nt
Organism: Ctenocephalides felis (cat flea)
Lineage: Eukaryota; Metazoa; Arthropoda; Insecta; Siphonaptera; Pulicidae
Product: voltage-gated potassium channel subunit beta-2-like
Biological process (GO): regulation of potassium ion transmembrane transport; potassium ion transport
Cellular component (GO): cytoplasm; voltage-gated potassium channel complex
Molecular function (GO): transmembrane transporter binding; potassium channel regulator activity; voltage-gated potassium channel activity
Source: RefSeq, a predicted model, not a curated record
AUGCCAAGCACUACUAGUCGGCGCUCCAUAUCCUUGGGUUCAAAUACGGGUCCACUUCGACAAGGUGCCUCUACUCCUGGUUUACGAUACAAAAAUUUAGGAAAAUCUGGCCUUAGGGUUUCAAAUAUAGGACUAGGUACGUGGCCAACUUUCGCCCCGGGCGUCACCGAGGAACAAGCCGAACAAAUUGUGCGGCUUGCGGUGGAUAGUGGAAUAAAUCUAUUUGAUCUGUCGGAAGCGCACUCAGCGGAGACAGAGCUCGGGAGAAUUCUACAAAGAAGAGGAUGGAAGAGAUCUAGUUAUAUUGUAACAACAAAAAUAUAUUGGAGCACGAAGUCAGACGAGCGGGGUCUCUCUAGGAAACAUAUCGUUGAAACAGUCCGAGCCAGUUUAGAGCGCCUUCAACUUCCCUACAUUGAUGUCGUAAUAGUACAUAAGGCAGAUCCCAUGUGUCCCAUGGAAGAGGUGGUUCGAGCGAUGCACUACGUGAUUUCCCAGGGAUGGGCGAUGUACUGGGGAACGGCGCGAUGGACUCCUGUGGAGAUUAUGGAGGCAUAUACGAAUUGUCGGCAAUUCAACUGUGUUACGCCGAUCGUCGAACAGACGGAGUAUCACAUGUUUUGUAGGGAAAAGGCUGAACUGUACCUCCCUGAAUUAUACAAUAAAAUUGGCGUAGGCCUUAUGGUAUGGGGCCCUUUAUCUAUGGGUCUAGCAGGCGCCACUGGAGAACAACCUCAUACCCAAAUCUUCACAUCAAGAGGCAGUUUUAAAGCUAAAUACAACUCAUUUAGUUGGACAGAAGAUGAAGUCGCUGCUAUAAAUAAAGAGGUCAGUUUCGGUUGGACGAAAGAACGAGGCGAAGAAACUAGGAAGCAUAGUGAUAGAUUAAAAGAUAUUUCGUGUUUAGCUGAAAAACUUGGUUGCACGCCUACGCAAUUAUCUGUGGCGUGGAGUUUAAAACAUGAGGCAGUCCAGUGCCUGCUCCUCGGAGCGAGUUGCCCGGAGCAAUUGCACGAAUCGCUCCAAGCACUCCAAUUGCUCCCUCGACUAAGUGGAGCGGUGAUGUUGGAAUUGGAACGUUUGUUGGACAAUAAACCCGUACGACCACCACCCAUAUCUACUAUGGCGUUGCGGUGA